CUUCCGAGCACAAAUACUGUCGGGAAGGCUACUGGCCGGAAAGCGCCACUGUGGCUGAGAGCGCAGUUUCAGAGACUCUUAUUUAAACUGGGUUGUUACAUUCAAAAAAACUGCGGCAAGUUCUUGGUUGUGGGCCUCCUCAUAUUUGGAGCCUUCGCUGUGGGAUUAAAGGCAGCUAAUCUCGAGACCAACGUGGAGGAGCUGUGGGUGGAAGUUGGUGGACGAGUAAGUCGUGAAUUAAAUUAUACUCGCCAGAAGAUUGGAGAAGAGGCUAUGUUCAAUCCUCAACUCAUGAUACAGACCCCAAAAGAAGAAGGUGCUAAUGUCCUGACCACAGAAGCCCUCCUACAACACCUGGACUCAGCACUCCAGGCCAGCCGAGUCCACGUAUAUAUGUACAACAGGCAAUGGAAAUUGGAACAUUUGUGCUACAAAUCAGGAGAACUUAUCACGGAAACAGGUUACAUGGAUCAGAUAAUAGAAUACCUUUACCCUUGUUUAAUUAUUACACCUUUGGACUGCUUCUGGGAAGGGGCAAAAUUACAGUCUGGGACAGCAUACCUCCUAGGUAAACCUCCUUUGCGGUGGACCAACUUUGACCCUUUGGAAUUCCUAGAAGAGUUAAAGAAAAUAAACUAUCAAGUGGACAGUUGGGAGGAAAUGCUGAAUAAGGCUGAAGUUGGCCAUGGGUAUAUGGACCGUCCCUGCCUCAAUCCAGCCGAUCCCGAUUGCCCCGCCACAGCCCCUAACAAAAAUUCAACCAGACCUCUUGAUAUGGCCCUUGUUUUGAAUGGUGGAUGUCAUGGAUUAUCCAAAAAGUAUAUGCACUGGCAGGAGGAGCUGAUUGUGGGUGGUACAGUCAAGAACAGCACUGGACAGCUUGUCAGCGCCCACGCCCUGCAGACCAUGUUCCAGUUAAUGACUCCCAAGCAAAUGUACGAGCACUUCAAGGGCUACGACUAUGUCUCACACAUCAAUUGGAACGAGAACAAAGCAGCAGCUAUCCUAGAAGCUUGGCAGAGGACAUACGUAGAGGUUGUUCAUCAAAGUGUUGCCCAGAACUCCACUCAAAAGGUGCUUUCCUUCACCACUACAACCUUGGACGACAUUCUAAAAUCCUUCUCUGAUGUCAGCGUCAUCCGAGUGGCCAGUGGCUACUUACUGAUGCUUGCCUAUGCCUGUUUAACCAUGCUGCGCUGGGACUGCUCCAAGUCCCAGGGUGCCGUGGGGCUGGCUGGCGUCCUGUUGGUUGCACUGUCAGUGGCUGCAGGAUUGGGCCUGUGCUCAUUGAUCGGGAUUUCCUUUAACGCUGCAACAACUCAGGUUUUGCCAUUUCUUGCUCUUGGUGUUGGUGUGGAUGAUGUUUUUCUCUUGGCACAUGCAUUUAGUGAAACAGGACAAAAUAAAAGGAUCCCGUUUGAGGACAGGACCGGGGAGUGCCUCAAGCGCACAGGAGCCAGUGUGGCCCUCACUUCCAUCAGCAAUGUCACUGCCUUCUUUAUGGCUGCGUUAAUCCCAAUUCCUGCUCUGCGAGCAUUCUCUCUCCAGGCUGCGGUGGUGGUGGUGUUUAAUUUUGCCAUGGUGCUGCUCAUUUUUCCUGCAAUUCUAAGUAUGGAUUUAUAUCGACGUGAGGACAGGAGAUUGGAUAUUUUCUGCUGCUUUACAAGCCCCUGUGUCAGCAGAGUGAUUCAGGUUGAACCUCAGGCCUACACGGAGCCUCACAGUAACACCCGCUACAGUCCCCCACCGCCCUACAGCAGCCACAGCUUCGCCCAUGAAACACACAUCACCAUGCAGUCCACUGUCCAGCUUCGCACAGAGUACGACCCUCACACGCAUGUGUACUAUACCACUGCCGAGCCGCGCUCUGAGAUAUCUGUACAGCCCGUCACUGUCACCCAGGACACCCUCAGCUGCCAGAGCCCCGAGAGUACCAGCUCCACCAGGGACCUGCUCUCCCAGUUCUCCGACUCCAGCCUCCACUGCCUUGAGCCCCCCUGCACCAAGUGGACUCUCUCGUCCUUUGCAGAGAAGCACUAUGCUCCAUUCCUCUUGAAACCAAAGGCCAAGGUAGUGGUGAUCCUGCUCUUCCUGGGCUUGCUAGGUGUCAGCCUUUAUGGGACCACUCGAGUGAGAGACGGGCUGGACCUGACAGACAUUGUCCCUCGGGAAACCAGAGAAUAUGACUUUAUUGCUGCACAGUUCAAAUACUUUUCUUUCUACAACAUGUAUAUAGUCACCCAGAAAGCAGACUAUCCUAAUAUCCAGCACUUACUUUACGAUCUUCACAAGAGUUUCAGUAAUGUGAAGUAUGUCAUGUUGGAGGAAAACAAACAACUUCCUAAAAUGUGGCUACACUACUUCAGAGACUGGCUCCAAGGACUUCAGGAUGCAUUUGACAGUGACUGGGAAACUGGGAAAAUCAUGCCAAACAAUUACAAAAAUGGAUCAGAUGAUGGAGUCCUGGCCUACAAACUCCUGGUACAAACCGGCAGCCGAGAUAAGCCCAUCGAUAUCAGUCAGUUGACUAAACAGCGUCUGGUGGAUGCAGAUGGUAUCAUUAAUCCCAGUGCUUUCUACAUCUACCUGACGGCUUGGGUCAGCAAUGACCCUGUUGCUUACGCUGCCUCCCAGGCCAACAUCCGGCCCCAUCGACCUGAAUGGGUCCACGACAAAGCUGACUAUAUGCCAGAAACAAGGUUAAGAAUCCCUGCAGCAGAACCAAUCGAAUAUGCUCAGUUCCCUUUCUACCUCAACGGCCUGCGAGACACUUCAGACUUUGUGGAAGCCAUUGAAAAAGUAAGAACCAUCUGCAACAACUACACAAGCCUGGGGCUCUCCAGCUACCCCAACGGCUACCCCUUCCUCUUCUGGGAGCAGUACAUCAGCCUGCGCCACUGGCUGCUGCUGGCCAUCAGUGUGGUCCUGGCCUGCACGUUCCUCGUGUGCGCCGUCUUCCUGCUGAACCCCUGGACGGCCGGAAUCAUUGUGAUGGUCCUGGCAUUGAUGACAGUUGAGCUCUUCGGCAUGAUGGGCCUCAUUGGAAUCAAGCUUAGCGCUGUGCCUGUGGUCAUCCUGAUCGCAUCUGUUGGCAUCGGAGUAGAAUUUACCGUUCAUGUGGCUUUGGCCUUUCUGACAGCCAUUGGUGACAAGAAUCGCAGGGCUGUGCUUGCCCUGGAACACAUGUUUGCCCCUGUCUUGGAUGGUGCCGUGUCCACUCUGCUUGGAGUACUGAUGCUUGCAGGGUCUGAGUUUGAUUUCAUUGUCAGGUAUUUCUUUGCUGUCCUGGCAAUCCUAACAAUCCUGGGUGUUCUCAAUGGACUGGUUUUGCUUCCUGUCCUUUUAUCUUUCUUUGGACCAUAUCCUGAGGUGUCUCCAGCCAAUGGCCUGAACCAGCUACCUACUCCUUCCCCUGAGCCGCCCCCUAGUGUUGUUCGUUUUGCGGUUCCCCCGGGUCACACAAACAAUGGGUCAGAUUCCUCUGACUCGGAGUACAGUUCUCAGACAACAGUGUCCGGCAUCAGUGAAGAGCUUCAACACUAUGAGGCACAGCAGGGCAUGGGGGGUCCUGCCCACCAAGUGAUCGUGGAAGCCACAGAAAACCCUGUCUUCGCCCGUUCCACUGUGGUCCAUCCUGAACCAAGGCAUCACCCACCCUCCUCAAACCCUCGACAGCAGCCCCACCUGGACUCAGGGUCCCUACCCCCUGGGCGACAAGGCCAGCAGCCCCGCAGGGACACCUCCAGAGAAGGCUUGCGGCCACCCCCCUACAGACCACGCAGAGACGCUUUUGAAAUUUCUACUGAAGGGCAUUCUGGCCCUAGCAACAGGGACCGCUCGGGCCCCCGGGGAGCCCGUUCCCACAACCCUCGGAACCCAGCGUCCACUGCCAUGGGCAGCUCUGUGCCCAGCUACUGCCAGCCCAUCACCACUGUGACAGCUUCCGCUUCUGUCACUGUUGCUGUGCACCCCCCACCCAUUUCUGGACCAGGACGGAACCCCCGAGGGGGGCUCUGCCCGGGCUAUGAAGACUACCCUGAUACUGACCCUGGGCUGUUCGAGGACCCCCACGUGCCUUUUCACGUCCGAUGCGAGAGGAGGGACUCGAAGGUGGAAGUCAUAGAGCUGCAGGAUGUGGAGUGUGAGGACGGGCGCUGGGGAGGCAGCUCCAACUGAGGUGUGUGCUGCCCGGGGGCCGGGGGACCUAGAUGGGGGCAGAUAAAGAAGUUCCUUGGCAGUCUGAGGCUGCAUCUCCCAGGGGACCUUUAAUGACCUGGGCUCUGUUUUCACCACUUGGAGUACCAGUCCUGUUUCAAACUGGGUUCUUCCUCCUUGAUAAGUAACCUCUUAAGAAUUAGUACAACUUAACAAAGACCAUAGCCACUUCACCUUUUACCUACCUAUUUGCCAUUGUUAUUGCAGUGCCAUAACCGCUACACAACACUUUUCACCUGACUGUGUGAUUGCAUCAUGAUGGUGGAAAUUCCUGUACUGCACUUAACACCCUGCCAUCCCUUCAUAAUGCUAAAGAAAAAAAAAAUGAAGUCAAACGUUCCAAAGUUGGGGGCUGUCUGUAUAUGAUAAUGCGUAAUUCUUUCUCUAAGUGACCAUAAAAUGACAUCCUGCAUUGUUUUCUUUUAAAGGGUGAUUAAAAUCUGAAGCAAAGAGGCCAAAGAUUGGAACCCCCCCCCCCCCCCCCCACCUCUGCCCCACCUCUUUCCAGAACUGCUUGAAGAGAGCUGCUUGGAGUUAGGGAGAAGGUGUGCUGCCCUGGAGAGCAGUUCAUUGUUACUGUAACCAAUUGUAUUAUUUUGUUAAAUAUUUCUAUAAAUAUUUAAGAGGUGUACACAUAUGUAAUAUACGAGGGAACAAUGUAAAAUAGAAUGACCUGGGGUUUCUCCACUCCUGCCCCAGAGUGGGGAGGUCACUGGGGAUGGGGUGGGGGACCGCACCCCUCCCUAUUUGUACAUUGAUCUCUGCCACAACCAAGCUUAACUUAGUCUUAAAUGUUCAGCAUAUGUUGCUGCUGCUUAAAUAUUGUAUAAUUUACCUGUAUAAUUCUAUGCAAAUAUUGCUUAUGUAAUAGGAUUAUUUUGUAAAGAUUUCUUUGUUUUAAAAUAUUUUAAAUUUGCAUAUCACAACCCUGUGGUAGUAUGAAAUGUUACUGUUAACUUUCAAACACGCUAUGCGUGAUAAUUGUUGUUGUUUAAUGAGCAGAUAUGAAGAAAGCACGUUAAUCCUGGUGGCUUCUCUAGGGGUAGUUGUUUGGUUAUGUGUGUGUGUAUGUGACCAUGUAUGGAUUUUCCAAUGUACUGUAUUGUGAUUUUUGUUUUAUCUUGUUUAUUUCUCUUUGUUCUCUGUAAUCUGUAGUGGCUUCUCAUCCCAUCAGGCCAGAAGAGUUGGAGUAUCUUUAUGGCUCUGUGCUGGUUGGAGGGGUAUCUCUAAAUAGCCACCUUAUUCUCUGGAAACGGUCCAGGAGAAGCCAGGUGCAACCUCACUUGUUGCCCUCCCAACACCCACCUUGUGCUUCAGAGAAAAUAGGUUUCUUCACAUAGAUUAUUAUGUUGGAUGUUGGAACCUCAGGGUGCAGAGCCAACUGUCUUCAUUGGAGGAAAAGAAUUAGGAACUAUGCCGAGUGGGGAGACCCUGCUAAGCUAUGGAAAUCAGUGUACUCCAGAAAAGUGUGUAGUAUUCUGCCUUGCAUGUGACUUAUGUGCGCAUGUGCACUUACACACACAGCCUCCCACCCCAUGACCCUAAUACAGGUAGAAGAAUCCAUUCAUUCAGGGCUCAGUAAGCCAAGAGAGGACGUUUUGAGGUCCUACAAUUUAAAUUUCCUCUCAAUUGAACAGCUAGUUGAGGAUUCCUAGGUCAGCUUGCUUCUAACAUGGCAGGUGAUGCAGACUCAAGUUCUGAGAUUUUUUGCAGUACAUUCAUGUUAGGUGCACAUUUUUAAAUGAAUAAAAAUGUGGCUUUCCUCCCCUCUCCAUUAUGAUUCUUUCAGUGCAACUUUUUUUUUUUUUAAGAGAGCUAGGAUGCUAAUUACUUAUACUCCAGAAUGUAUAUGGAGUCAUCUCUUGCUCUGAAGUUUGAGACUCCUUCACCUCUAACCUUAGACUAGCAAAUGUUAGGGAAGCAUUGUCCAGCUCCCUUUCCCAAUCAGCACCAACAACCUGUCUGGAAAGGACCCAUUGCUCGUGUGUGUGUGUCAGCCUAAGCUACUGCGAGGGGGGCUCUGUAGGCUGCUCCUGCUCCUCCCUUGUGCCCUCUGUGGAAAACCUUAAUGCAAUGGGCCCCCAGUAGUACCAGCAGGAUAGUGACCUCAGACCCUAAAACUCACCACAAAACUGUAAGGUACUAAUUGGAAGCCACCUGUGGCUGCCAGGUGUGUGUAUUAAUAGGCCAGGGGCCCUAGCUCUACCCCACACUGCUCAUGUCUUGGUGCCUGUCAGCCAUACUGUCUGCCUACCUAACACCAGCUCUGCUCAGAGAAUUUGUUUCCUGAGGUGAGGAGAGAGAUUGAAAAUUCUCAAGAUGGCUUUCCUGCAGCUCUGGCUGUUCCCCUCACUGCCCCUAACUCCUUUCCUGAGCCUAGCUUGUAUGGCACGUGAGGGCCUGUGCAGCCUAUUCAUUUCUGUUGAGCAUAGAACUUUCUUCAUAGGUCUCAAUGGACAAGGAAAACUUGAGCUAGUAGGAAAUUUUCUCUCUCUCUCCCUCUUUCCCUCUCUCCUUCUCUCCCUCUCUCCCUCUCUCCCCCACCCUUCCCUAAAAG
This is a messenger RNA of Dipodomys spectabilis (banner-tailed kangaroo rat), 6772 nucleotides long. It is a transcript of the gene Ptch1, whose product is annotated as patched 1. Bases 274 to 4176 code for a protein of 1300 amino acids. Gene Ontology annotation, cellular component: plasma membrane. Gene Ontology annotation, molecular function: hedgehog family protein binding; smoothened binding; hedgehog receptor activity. The transcript is spliced from 24 exons. Gene Ontology annotation, biological process: smoothened signaling pathway. The record is from RefSeq and is a predicted model, not a curated record. NCBI's taxonomy places the organism in Eukaryota, Metazoa, Chordata, Mammalia, Rodentia, Heteromyidae.